AUGGACUGGUACUCCUGGUUAUCCAAAACUGGCCUUCACCCCUCACUUGUCUAUACCUAUGGCUUUGCCUUCUCUGGGAAUGAGCUCCAAAAGGGUUUAGCUUACCUCAACCAUGAGUUUCUUCAGAGCAUGGGCAUUUCCGUUGCCAAGCAUAGGCUGGAGAUUCUCAAGCUUGCUAGGAAGGAAAUCAGUGAGACCUCUAAUGGUCAGUCCAAGUUAAUUUCGGCAGUCAACAAAAUCAGGAAGUACUCAAAAUAUGUUAACAAGUUGGUUCACCAAGAGAACAACACGACAACAAAGGCACUUCCGGCGCCGGCGCCGGUUUCUUAUAGAGAAAAGUGGAGAGAAGCAUUGUCAAAGAAGGAUAUGAAGAUAGAACACCCACUGCUGAGAACCAGGAGGACAAUGGCGAAAUCUGGUCCCUUGGAUUAUAGAGGACAAGAGAAAUUGCUGGUCACUCCUAGGAGCUUGAAAUUAUGA
This is a messenger RNA of Hibiscus syriacus, 480 nucleotides long. RefSeq lists its product as uncharacterized. The coding region runs from base 1 to 480 and encodes 159 amino acids. NCBI's taxonomy places the organism in Eukaryota, Viridiplantae, Streptophyta, Magnoliopsida, Malvales, Malvaceae. The record is from RefSeq and is a predicted model, not a curated record. The transcript has a single exon. Gene Ontology annotation, molecular function: protein binding.